Alternaria postmessia is the source of this 1464-nucleotide messenger RNA. RefSeq lists its product as uncharacterized. Gene Ontology annotation, molecular function: iron ion binding; heme binding; oxidoreductase activity, acting on paired donors, with incorporation or reduction of molecular oxygen. The transcript has 3 exons. The record is from RefSeq and is a predicted model, not a curated record. Bases 1 to 1464 code for a protein of 487 amino acids. Lineage: Eukaryota; Fungi; Ascomycota; Dothideomycetes; Pleosporales; Pleosporaceae.
AUGUCGCUUCAGCGAGGCAUUGUAAUCGCGGUCCUGGUUGUACUGGCCUACAUCGCCAAGGUCGUGUGGGCAGGGUAUACAUCCCCACUUGCAAAGCUACCAGGGCCUUGGUACUCAAGAUACACCAACCUCAUCCUUCGUUACCAGGUCCUCUCAGGCAGGCGGAUCUUCUACGUGGACAAGCUUCACCAGCAAUAUGGCGGUGUCGUACGGAUUGCACCAAACGAGGCCGCCGUUUCGGACACAGGAGGUGUGACUCAGAUACAUAAGAUUGGUGGCGGGUUUUUGAAGUCAGACUUCUACUCGGUCCUUGUGCCAACUGAUACACCUGGAAUUUUCGCUAUGCGCGACCCACAUGCCCACGCCGCCCGAAGGAGGCUGUUCGCCCGAGCCUUCAGUAAUAGCAGCUUGAACAGCAACUGGGAUGUAGAAGUUAGACAAAAAGUGGGUUUAGCUGUCCAAAAGAUCCGCCAGGAUGCUUCUGGUUCAUCGCAAGGGGCCGAUAUCUUCAAGUGGUGGACGCUCAUGACGACCGAUGUGAUUGCACAUCUUUGUUUCGGAGAAAGCUUUAACAUGCUUGAACUGGGAAAGCAAACACCCUACAUUGACGCUAUCCAGGCCGCGCUGCUUGGAUCGGUGUUGCGAUCCGAACUACCGAUCGUAUACAAUAUCCUUCGGCUCAUACCCUUGAAGCGAAUACAGACCAUGGUAACCACUGAUGAUGUCGUAUAUGGAUACGGCCGGCGUGCGAUCGAGAAUAUGCGCAACCGCAACGGGAACGCUAUGAAUCUCUUUGGUCAGAUGCUGGCUGCUUGCGAAAAUAACGAGAAGGUUUCACUAACAGACAAGGAUAUUCGGGAGGAAGCGGGAAACCUCAUUGUUGCGGGAUCAGACACCACCGCAGUCACCCUGACCUAUCUCGUCUGGGCAGUUCUAAAACAGCCGGACCUGCAGACUCGCCUCGAGGACGAAAUCGCACACUCAAGCGAUGAACUGACCAAAGAAGAACUUGAGAACGCGCCUAUUUUGAACAGCGUCAUUGAAGAGACGUUGAGGCUCUAUGGUGCUGCGCCUGGAGCGCUACCUCGAACUGUUCCCAAACAAGGCACAACCAUAAAUGGAUAUCACAUUCCCGGCGGUGCUGUAGUCAGUACCCAGGCUUACACAAAUCACCGAGACCCAUCAGCCUUCGCCGACCCACUGCGAUUCGAUGGUCUGCGAUUCCUGAACAAACCUACCCUGUCAGCCCAUCAAAAAGCGUCAUACAUGCCGUUCGGAGGCGGCUCUAGGGUGUGUAUUGGCAUUCAUCUCGCAUACAUAGAGCUUCGCUUAGCAGCAGCUCUCUUCUUCCGACAAUGUCGUGGCGCCAAAAUUUCCGAAUGUAUGAAAGAUGAGAUGAUGGAGAUGGACAAUAGGUUUUUGAUCUCUCCUGUAGGACACCACUGCUACAUCACCUUGAAAUGA